GCACUGUGGGCCGUGUCAUCGGCCAUGCGGUUCUACACGGCGGUUCCAGCCAUGAAGUGGCGUGUUCUGCGCAACGGCCAGAGGGUCGACUCCGCCUUCAGCUGGAAAAUCGAUGCCAGGAAAUCGUGGAGGGCCCUGGUCCAGCAUGUGAAGGACGGCAAGUGA
This is a messenger RNA of Prorocentrum cordatum, 165 nucleotides long. NCBI's taxonomy places the organism in Eukaryota, Dinophyceae, Prorocentrales, Prorocentraceae. The record is from the annotation of a GenBank genome assembly.